AAAAAGGAUGAAACAAAAAACGCCGGUACAAAGUUUGAAAUAUAAAAUUUUAGCUCUGGAAAAAGCACAUCCAUCCAACAUAUAUAAAACCAAAACCACCUCCUCUCUCACUCAGAUCUCGAUACCAAUCCACAUGGCGACGACCACCGUAAACCACCUCACCAACCACCACCAACUAUCAUCAACCACCAACCGCCACCGUAUAACCUCCUACUUCAACGACUCAACACUCAACGACAUCAACAAAUUUUCAAACAAAUCAAUCCGUCUCGCUAAAUCCAUCACAAACCUCUUAAACCUCUCCAUCGAUAAACCGUCGCUAAAAAGCCUCCUCCAACGCUUCAACCAAAACGUCGUCGUUCAAGCCGAUUCAAAGCUCGACUUACCGACAUCAUCACCUAAAGAAGAUAUCUCCACACUUUGGCGCCAAAUCCACGGUGGAUCCGAUUGGGAGAAUCUUCUAGAUCCACUUCAUCAUCUUCUCCGUAGAGAGAUAAUAAAAUACGGUGAGUUCGCACAAGCAACGUAUGAUGCUUUUGACUUUGACUCGUUCUCCGAGUAUUGCGGAAGUUGUUUGUAUAACCAACAAAGCUUUUUUAACAAGUUAGGGCUUCAGAAGCAUGGGUAUGAUGUGAGGAGAUAUGUUUAUGCCAUGUCACAAUAUGAGAUUCCUAGGUGGCUUGAGAAGUCCUACGUGGCGGACACGUGGAGUAAGGAUAGUAAUUGGAUGGGUUAUGUGGCGGUUAGUGAUGACGUGGAGACGAGGCGGAUUGGGAGGAGAGAUGUUGUGGUGGCGUGGCGUGGGACCGUGUUGCCUUCGGAGUGGUAUGAGGAUAUGCAAAGGGAUUUAGAGCCGUUAGGGCAUGGUGAAGCGAAGGUGGAGAGAGGGUUUUUGAGUAUUUAUAAGUCUAAGCGUGUGACGACGAGGUAUAAUAAGACGAGUGCGUCGGAUCAGGUGAUGGGGGAAUUGAAGCGGUUGGUUAAGUUUUAUAAGGAGAGAGGCGAGGAAGUUAGUCUUACGAUUACUGGGCAUAGUUUGGGUGGUGCGUUAGCGCUGUUGAACGCUUAUGAGGCUUCUAUAAUGUUUCCAACUCUUCCGAUAAGCGUGAUAUCUUUUGGUGCACCAAGGGUUGGAAAUAUCGCUUUUAGGGACGAGCUUCAUCAUAAAGGCGUGAAAGCGUUGCGAAUCACCAUAAAGCAAGAUCUCGUCCCUCGUAUGCCUGGAAUUGUUUUUAACGAGACCUUGCAAAAAUUUGAUGACCUGACGGGCACCCUUGAGUGGGUUUACCACCACGUUGGGGCAGAGUUGAAGCUUGACGUCAGAGCUUCACCUUUUCUUAAACGUGGGUCAAAUUUUAUUGGGAUUCAUCAUCCUGAGACGUAUUUACAUCUUAUAGAUGGAUACGUUAGUAGCACCUCGCCGUUUCGGCCUGACGCUAAGCGGGAUGUGGCACUAGUCAAUAAAUAUUGUGAUAUGCUUGUAAAUGAGCUUAGGAUACCACCAUGUUGGUAUCAAUUAAGCAACAAAGGGUUAGUUUCCAAUAAAGUUGGAAGAAUGGUUCGACCUAAAAGGUCAUCUGAAGACAUACCUUCACCACCUAUUGAAGAAGAAAAUUUAGAUGUUUAGGCUUAAUCAUUUGGUUGAUAAAUCCAUUUAAUGGUGUAUUAUAAUUGUAGCUUCUUUAAUGAAUACAUUUUUUAUUUGUUCACCAUCUAA
This is a messenger RNA of Helianthus annuus (common sunflower), 1717 nucleotides long. RefSeq names its product phospholipase A1-Igamma1, chloroplastic. NCBI's taxonomy places the organism in Eukaryota, Viridiplantae, Streptophyta, Magnoliopsida, Asterales, Asteraceae. The record is from RefSeq and is a predicted model, not a curated record. Gene Ontology annotation, molecular function: glycerophospholipase activity. The transcript has a single exon. Gene Ontology annotation, biological process: lipid metabolic process. Bases 8 to 1627 code for a protein of 539 amino acids.